AUGCCGUCCUACGCUAUUACUGGGGCCUCCAGGGGUAUUGGAUGGGAGUUACUUCGCCAGCUGUCCAACGAUUCGAACAAUACUGUCAUCGGGAUCGUUCGCAACAAGUCUGCCACUCAGGAGAAGGCGAAGGAAGAUUUGCCGGAGCGCACCAACAUCCACAUUGUGCAGGCCGACAUCACCGAUUAUACUGCUUUGAAGGCUGUGGCGGCAGAGACUGCAACGAUCACUGGCGGCGGGCUUGAUUAUCUCAUCGCCAACGCUGGGCUGGUAUCUAAAUUUGAUGCGUACGAUCCGAUCGGGGUUCUUGGCCAACAGCCCGAAGCCCUGGAGGAGAGUCUCAACGCGUGCAUCAAAAUCAACGUUACCAGUAAUAUUCACUUGUUCAACUUGUUCAUGCCCUUGAUUCUGAAGGGAGAGGCCAAAAAGAUUAUUGCCAUUUCCAGUGGUCAUGCCUCCCUUGAUGCCAUCUCUGUCUUGGGGAUUGAUGUCGCCCCUCUCUAUUCCAUCAGUAAGGCGGCUCUGAACGCGGCCGUCGCCAAAUUCAGCGCGCAGUAUGCCAAGGAUGGCGUCCUUUUCAUGAGCAUUUGUCCCGGAAUGGUUGAUACGGGUCACUUCGACGACGCAACUGAAGAGCAGAAGAAGGGCUUGGCAGGAAUGCUGGGUGCAUUCGCCCGGUAUGCACCCGACUUCAAAGGCCCCAGCCCACCGGAGGCUGCGGUAAAAGACGUUAUCUCGGUGAUGGAAAGGGCAAGCGUCGAGGGCGGCGAUGGCGGUUCCUUCGUGUCGCAUUUUGGCAACCAACAGUGGCUGUAG
Penicillium coprophilum is the source of this 816-nucleotide messenger RNA. Its product is annotated as SDR family oxidoreductase. The record is from RefSeq and is a predicted model, not a curated record. The transcript has 5 exons. Gene Ontology annotation, molecular function: oxidoreductase activity, acting on the CH-OH group of donors, NAD or NADP as acceptor. NCBI's taxonomy places the organism in Eukaryota, Fungi, Ascomycota, Eurotiomycetes, Eurotiales, Aspergillaceae. Bases 1 to 816 code for a protein of 271 amino acids.